UUUCUUGAACCCAAAUUCUGGUCAGUAGAGUUUUUGCUAUAAAAAGGGACCGCUUUCUUCCUUUUAAGCACAACUCUAAGUAUAAUUUCAGGUGUCUUAAAAGAAUCACCAAAAGCAAAUCUUCAAUCGAGCUCCCGUGUAUUCUUAUUAGUCACACAGGUCAUGGCACAGGUAGAAAUUCCUCAACAGCAACAGACUCCACGAGAAAGGUUGAUGGCAGCUGCUGAAGCAGGAAAAAUCGAUUUCUUGUACGAGUGCAUAAAAGACGAUCCACAUAUUUUGGAUGGUAUAGAUAAGAUCCCUUUUGUUGAUACUCCUUUACACAUAGCUGCCUCAGCUGGACAUGCCCAUUUCGCUAUAGAAAUGAUGAGAUUAAAGCCAUCAUUCAGUAAGAAGCUGAACCCAGAAGGGCUAAGCUCUUUGGAUGUAGUUUUGCGAAAAAGGGAAGAUCUCCGAAGAAACUUGGAAGACUUGGGUUUGCCAAAUAGGGAAGAGCAAAGCAAGUUGCGAAAGGAGCUCACUCAGACUAUAACACAGCUCAUAAAUUUUGACAAGGAGCUCAUACGAGUCAAAGGGAGGGAGAGCUUCACUCCUUUGCACUACGUAGCUGAAAACGGCGACGUUGAUCUUUUGGCUGAAUUUCUAUUGGCUUGUCCAGAAUCAAUAAUGGACCGGACUAUUCGAGCUGAGACUGCCCUGCACAUUGCUGUGAAAAAUUCCAAGCUAGAAGCUUGUAAAGUGCUGUUGGGAUGGCUUCGCAGAUCCCUAAAUCUACAAUUGUUAAACUCGAAAGAUGAGAAAGGCAACACUGUGCUGCAUAUAGCAGUGUCCAAUUCACAAACUGAGAUUGUGAAGUUAUUAGGCGGUGCUGGAGCUUUUCAACAUUCAUCCUCUCCUACCCAUUAUAGUCUUGCUGGUUUUUUGAAGUCGCCGGAGAGAAGGAUCGAAAAAAUAAUUAAAAGUAGUCUUUUCCUAGAAGUUUUCUUAAAUCCAAACUUUUUCUCAAUGACGAUGGAGACACGGAAUGCGAUACUGGUUGUAGCUGUACUAGUUACAACGAGUACCUACCAGGCUAUACUUAACCCCCCAGGUGGAGUAAGAGGACUUGGUGGUGGCGACAACAACAAUAAUCAGCUAACUACCAACACCAAUGGUACUUUUAUAAAUGCCACCAUCAUCUCUACUACCGGUCUUCCUACUAAUGUCAGUCUUUUUAAUGCCACCAUAUUCACCCCCAGUGCCACCAACACAACCUACAAUCCUGCCAACCAAGUGCUAUAUCAUGAUGCUACUUUUAAAAAAGAUAUUACAUACGGAGAAUUCUUCACCCGAUUUUAUUUCCUCAACACAGUAUGCUUUUUUUGCUCAAUCGUAACAAUUGUCGCUAUCCUCCCACUGAAACGUCAUACUAUCAUGUUGUACUGCACCAUAUCCUUUCUGAUUAUGAGCUACGGGUGCUCAUUUUACGUCAUAUCACCAUCACAUUCCAAUACUAACUAUUUUAUUAAUGGAUCAUAUAUAUUUGCUAUUUGUUUUGUUUCACUGGUGAUGUAUCCUAUCACCUUCGGGGUAAUAGUGAUUCGGGUUUGCAUGUUACGCUCACACCAUCUUAGGGAACGCGUUGAAAUGCUAAAGCUUUGUUUAAAGGGUCGACUCCAAAAAUCAGAUUAGCCACAGCCAAACAUAAUGCAUUUUAUGUGGUGGUGCAUGAAUGGAUUCUUCAAAAAGUGACAUAUAUCUGACCCCUGUAAUUGCCGGUUUCGAAUUGCAAUCUCUCUUGUGAACGUGCUUGGUGUAUCUUUAUUACUUAGCCUAAAGAACAAGAUACUUUUGGUUGGUUUGGUAUGUUUGUUUUGCCUUUUGAUGGCAUCUCUCAGCUUCAUUUUUUUAUGUUUUGGUUUUAAUUUGAACCAACGUUUUGCAGCUUUCUGUGUGAGAGGGAGUAUAAGCCUCUUGUCUAGUUUAGCUCUCUCUACUCUGCUGCAUUGCGUAUGGCUUUGGCUUUGUCUUUGUCUUAUUGAUGUUUCUCUUUGUACUCUCUUGCUUUACUUCAAUAAAGCUUUAA
Molecule: messenger RNA, 2065 nt
Organism: Camellia sinensis
Lineage: Eukaryota; Viridiplantae; Streptophyta; Magnoliopsida; Ericales; Theaceae
Molecular function (GO): protein binding
Source: RefSeq, a predicted model, not a curated record